Penicillium coprophilum is the source of this 423-nucleotide messenger RNA. RefSeq lists its product as uncharacterized. The transcript has a single exon. Bases 1 to 423 code for a protein of 140 amino acids. The record is from RefSeq and is a predicted model, not a curated record. NCBI's taxonomy places the organism in Eukaryota, Fungi, Ascomycota, Eurotiomycetes, Eurotiales, Aspergillaceae.
AUGACCAACUACGGAGACACCUGGUCCACGACCUACGAUACCUACGACACCACAGGAUCAGCCUACAACCCUGCGGGCUCAACCUAUAAUACCCUGGGUUCAACUUACAGCCCCACGGGCUACGGUACCUAUGGUGCGACCGACUAUGGCGCAGUGGGCUACGGUUCGAACGCAACCGCGACAACUUACGAUACCGACACCGGCCGCGGCACCACAACAUAUGACCCCCAGACGGGUGCUUACGACCAACAUCUUGAUUACAGUACCCCUACCGGCCGACGACACCACCGUGAGAGAGUCAAUUCGGCCGGCACCUAUCGACACCGCGACGUCGACCGCUUUGAUGACGGAUCCACUCGUGUCCAUAAGGAGUACGACAAUCCAAACACUGGUACCAGUUACCACCGCGACUAUGAGCGCUAA